Molecule: messenger RNA, 2208 nt
Organism: Colletotrichum siamense
Lineage: Eukaryota; Fungi; Ascomycota; Sordariomycetes; Glomerellales; Glomerellaceae
Gene: aldA-2
Product: Aldehyde dehydrogenase
Exons: 8
Coding region: 1-2208 (735 amino acids)
Molecular function (GO): aldehyde dehydrogenase (NAD+) activity
Source: RefSeq, a predicted model, not a curated record
AUGGCCCCUUCCGCAGUUUCACCGCCGCCAACUACAACUGGCACAUUGCUUGUCAAGCCCUGGUCACGCCCCCAAGAGACUAAAGAGGAUCUAGACUGGGCUCCUCUUACUACCAUUGAUCUUUCGCGGUUCGAUGAGCCGGGGGGCAAGCAAGAUCUCGCGAAACAACUUUAUGAUGCUAUCACGCGAGUGGGAUUCUGGGUCGUUACCGGCACUGGUAUCGAUGAUGAACGUAUCCUACGGCAAUUCAGUAUCGGAAACACGUUUUUCAAGGAACCACUUGAUGAGAAGAGAAGAUUCCCUUGCAACUUCGCAGAAGGCGAGUAUUUCGGAUACAGAGAGAACGAGAGAUGGAUUGGUGACACAGGCGUCAAAGAGAACAUUGAGAUGCUGAACAUCCAUAAAGACAUCCCUGCCUGGACACAGGUUGGUCGCCAUCGUGUCGUGGAAGACAACUGGGACGAGAUCCGCAACUUCCAUCGCGACGUCUGGGAAGUUGCUCGGAAGCUCUUCGUUCUGAUUGCAAUCAUCCUGGAACUACCAGAGAAUUACCUUGCAGAUGCACAUGCUUAUGAUGAAGUCUCCGAUGAUCAUUUGCGGUACAUGAUCUACAAUGUUCGGACGGACGAAGAGUGGGACAAAGCGCAGGCAUACUCAAAGGGAGGACACACAGACUUUGGCAGUUUGACUCUUCUUUUCUCUCAGCAUGUUGCUGGGUUGCAAAUCCGGACUCCCGAGGGGGAUUGGAAAUAUGUGAAGCCCGUCGAAGGGGGCAUAACCUGUAACGCUGCGGACACCCUGACGUUCCUCACGAAUGGGUUCAUCAAGUCAACCAUUCAUCGUGUGGUCAAGCCUCCCAGAGACCAAAUCGACAUCCCUCGACUAGGACUGCUAUACUUUAGUCGUCCGGGAGACCACACACCCAUGAGAACAGUACCUUCCCCGCUUCUUGACCGUCUCGGAUUGAUCAGAGAAGAAGAUAAGGAUUUGAGCAAACCGGUGCCAUCGGGAACGGAAGAUGCAGACCAAUUGGCAAAGAUUGAGUCAAUCGAUGCUGGAAAACCUGUCAAGCUGGCCAAAGUUGCCGAUGUUCUCGCGUGUGCGGCCUGUUUCCGAUACUAUGCGGGAUGGGCAGACAAGAUUAAGGGUGACAGCAUUGAGACUGACCCAAACAUGCUGAACCUCACCCUGAGAGAGCCUUUAGGGGUCUGCGGUCUUAUUAUUCCCUGGAACUUCCCAAUCCUGAUGUGUGGUUGGAAACUCGGGCCUGCCUUGGCUGCUGGAAACGUCGCUGUUCUAAAACCCGCAGAACUCACCCCGCUCUCAGCGUUGUAUUUGGGGAAGCUGAUUGUCGAGGCCGAAUUCCCCCCAGGUGUUGUGAAUAUCGUACCAGGUCUUGGACACGAAGCCGGAGCUGCAUUGUCCAAUCAUCCAGACGUUGCGAAAGUAUCUUUUACUGGAAGCACUGCUGUGGGAAAGGGCAUCUUGCAUGCAUCCGCAGAUAGCAACCUGAAGAAGGUCACUUUAGAGCUGGGUGGCAAGUCGCCAAGUAUUGUAUUUGGAAGCGCUGACCUGGACGAGGUGGUCGAGUGGGUGAAUGGCGGCAUAUUUUACAACAUGGGACAAAACUGCUGUGCGAGUAGCCGCGUCUUCGUUCAUGAAAGCGUCUACGAGUCUUUCAUCACCAAGUUUGUUGAAAGAGCAAGGAAAAACCAACUUGGGGAUCCCUUCGACGACAAAACCUUUCUGGGUCCUCAGAUCAGCGGCAGCCAGCACUCUAAGAUCAUGGGCAUGAUCGAAAACGCGAAGACUCAAGGCGCCAUUUGCGCAACGGGGGGACGUAGCCCUUCUGGCUGGUUUAUUGAGCCUACGAUCUUCCGCGACGUCAAAGUGGACAUGGGGAUUGCAAGAGAAGAGGUUUUUGGGCCAGUCGUGGCAGUUGCAUCCUUUCGUGACGAGGAGGAAGCUUUGGAAAUGGCGCACGACACCUGUUACGGGCUCGCCGCGGCAGUCUUCACGUCUGAUAUCAAGCAGGGAAUCAAAAUGGCGAAAGAGCUUGAGGCGGGAACAGUUUGGGUGAAUUGUUACAACAAGAUCUCCCAUGCCCUUCCGUUCGGUGGGUACAGACAGAGUGGCAACGGGAAGGACUUGGGAGAAGACGCGAUCUACGGCUUUACGCAAUUGAAGACUAUAGGAAUCAUGUUGUAA